This is a messenger RNA of Dermacentor andersoni, 3011 nucleotides long. The record is from RefSeq and is a predicted model, not a curated record. NCBI's taxonomy places the organism in Eukaryota, Metazoa, Arthropoda, Arachnida, Ixodida, Ixodidae.
CCACACAUCAGGCACGGAGAUUUCAUUGGCCGACUGGAGACUUGGACUAGCAGGACUCGCUGACUUGCAACUGUUGCUGGAGCUUUCAUUCGCACUGCGCAUACUGGCUCCGCAGGUGGACGAAAGGUGCUCGGAGAGCGGGACCUCGGCCGCAGCUUGUGGGAACCAGCAGACGCGACCAUGGCCCUGCCGGACACGCGGGCCUGCUGGCCAGUGGCGGCCUCAGUCGCGGUCUUUGUCUUCUUCGGCACGAUGGUGGUCAGGUCGGAGUCCAUCAUGUACUUGGGAUUCAUGGACAUGCUUCAUGUCAACCGAGAGAAAGCAUCGUGGCCACUCACUAUCGCCAUCAUCAUGUCGCAGCUCUCAGGACCCCUGUACGGAUUGCUCGGCAUAUGGCUCUCGGACAGGACUCUGAUGGUGGCCGGCGCCCUGCUCUGCGCGCUGCCUGUGAUGGCCUGCGGCUUGGUACAGAGCUUCGGACUCGUCGUUUUCCUCUAUGGCGUCCUCUUCGGCCUUGGCUUGGCCUGCGUCGACUUGGUGCCGUACACGGUCGUGGCUCGUCACUUUGUUCGCUACCGGGCCACGGUUAUGGGAUCAGUGUUCGUGGUCGCUGCACUGUCGGGAUUCGUCUUCCCGCUGAUGGUUGAAGCGCUGCGGAAGGCGUUCCCGUUCCACUACGUGCUACUCACGCUGGGAGCACUGGAACUUUUCAUGCUCGCGGGCUGCAUCGUCGUAGACCGUGUUCCCCGAAGCGACGACGGUGCUUCCCGUUCCAUGGGCUACGCCGAGCCGGCGACCUCGCCGUCUGUCGCCUGCGCAAACAGUUUGGAGAAGGCUUGUAUCGCGAAGUCCUUCACCAAAGAUAUCGUCACGUCCCUGGCCGUUACUAGCGACCACGCAGAAAGCCAGGCGCCCUGCGAGACCAAUCCGCUGCUCGGGCAGUGGCAGCCGGUGAAGGGCAAACUGACGCGCAACCUGCGCUCGCUCGCUUCCGGGGCGUUCUUGCACGUGGCCGUGUCGCGGGCGGUCUCGUUCUUCGUCAUCACCUCGUUCCUGCUGACCGCCGUCGACUUCGGCGCGGACAACGGCCUCGUCAGCUUCCAGGCAGUCGCCUUGGUCACCACCUGUGCCGUCGGCGACUUGGUGUCCAAGAUCGCGAUCGGCUGCGUCCUGGACGCCAAGAUGCUGAGCCAUGAAGCGCUGAUACUCUGCGGCUUCGCUAUCCAGGCUGCCUCAUUGGUAGUCACGGUGCUUGUCAAGAAGUACUGGGUUCUCCUAGUGAGCAGCUUCUUCACCGGGCUCACAGGGGGAAGUCGAAUAUUCGCCUGCACCGUCGUGGUAGCCGACCUGUUCGACCAACAGUCGCUGCCGCUGGGCCUGGGCGUCACAAACUUCAUCGCCGGCAUCGUUUGUCUCGCUCGGCCGCCUUUGAUCGGCUACGCGCGGGACGUUGGGGGUUCGUACGACCUCCUCUACGUAGCCCUCGCAAUCGUAAACGGCGUCUUCACGCUCACGUGGACGAUCAGUCUGUGCUGGCGGACGCUUCAAAGACGCCGGCAGAAGGAGCCGCUCCCCGGUCUAUCAGAAUGUUGUCUCAUGCUGGUAACCCGCAAGUCGUUCCUGAAUUGCAAGUACCGGGCUCACAGAUGACGAUUAUUGUUGUGGGACGAGAUAAGCCCCAAAAGGUGUACAUUUCUUUUUGAGACUGUAAGAGUAAAACCGCAUCCACCGGGGCCUUACUGACCACACACGUGUCACACACACUAAUAAUCGCGGCGUGCUUCAUUGACUACGACCAAGAGAAUUGCAAGAACGCUGGCACACCGCAGACUUGUACGUAACUAAAUACAUAUAAUUAGGUACUUCUAAUCAACCACAUUUUUCAGUGAAUUUGUGGGUAAUUUAUUACUUCGCUUACUCGGUAACACUCACUUCAAUUCAAUUAUUUUUCAGGAACCAAUUACAUGCAACCAGUUUACUUAUUUACUGAAAACCUUUAACCGGCGACGUAGCUUUGACCACCUGAAUUAGGCGAGAACUUGAGUAGAACGCCAGCUGUCGUGCCACGCAGCAUCCUGGCGAUAUCUCCAUAUUCAGAGAGGCGAACCCGGGUGCUCAGUAUUCAUUUGCACAUCUUAACUCUCCACCAUAUGUUCGCCGAGGAUUUGAACCGGAGCUGCUAAGGCUGCUAAGGCCACGGCUGACGUUAAUGUCAUGAAGUCACCUGCGUGCAAUUAUUUAAGAUUUCCAUCGGUCCUCUCGGGAACUUCUUCUCCGAGCCCCAGCAACAAAGAAGCCCGGCGGCUCACAGAGAACGCAGACUCAAGCACCGUAGCACUGAAUAACCAUGGCCUUGUGCGCGGGGUAUUGGUACGUUACGACGCCACCCUUACAACCAUCUCGCGCAUGCAACGAGUUUUCAGUUUCGCUGCUGGUGUCUUCACAAGGAAAUAAAGGAAUAUAUACCUAACAGAAAAUUUGUAAAGCAGUUGUUAGUCAAAAUAAACAUAUUGCACGCUGAAAGAGACAGGCCAGCCAGCUCGUUCUAUUCGCCGUAUUCGGGCAAUAUCAUUAAAGGUUUGGAGGAAAGUAACGUAAAAGUAAUUGAUUACAUUUCAGUAAUUGACCAAUUACUUUCGUAGAGCAGUAAUUAGUAUAUGAAGUAAAUCACGCUUUUGAAUCAAGUAAUUGUAAUUGUAAUCGGUUAUUUUUUUCUGUAGCGUGUACAAGUCUGGUGCACCGGUAUACUUCUCGCAUAUUUCGAAUGAACUAUCGAUGACAGUCACGCACCGAAAAUGUUCCGAGGCUUGAGCCUCCCCGAGAAGAGCUCUUCGCUGGUAACAUACAGGCCCCUGCUUUCUGAAUCACUCAUGCUCGUUUUUCUUCACAGCGCAAGCUAUCGUAGGCUUUUAAAGCCAACUUUGUAAUUCCUGUCCAUUUCUUACGUCCUGUCAUUGCGCCGUUUUCUGCUCAAGUAAGGAGCCAACCAUCCCAAAUGAGUGAGUGAGUGA